UCUCUCCACUCCCACCGCUCCAGCUUUGCUGAGAACCUGCGCAAUCCCCACACCCCAGGCUCGCCGCGGGCCACGCGUCAUCCCAGCUUCACGCAGGCCGCCGUACAGGAGCUCAUGGCGCACCCGCCGUCCGCGCGCCAGCCCAACCCUCGCUUUGCGGGCCGCGACUGGCGCGACGUCCGGCUGGGCGAGCUAGUCAGCCUCAACACAGAUGAAAUGCGCUGGGUCGAUUUGGAGAGCAGCGUCGAAGAGGCUACGAUGAUUCUGGUGAAGGGCAACGUCGCCGGUAACUGUGUACUAGUCAAAGAUGGCCCCGUCAAGAGGCCUGUGGCGACAUUCGACUACAAGGACUUGAACGCAUACCUGCUGGUGGUGGUUGGCCUGGCGAAGCCCGAGGAGGAACAUGUACAGCUGUACGAAGGGAUCGCCAGGCGGGCCUCGGAGAGGGAGGCCAUCCCUCUCCGGGAGAUACAGCCACUGUGCCGGCAAGAGCAGCUGGUGUCGUUGUCACCGGACGACUUCUUGCCUGGAGCGAUAGAGGUGUUUGGGAGCGGCAUACACCGGAUUUUGGUCACGACACAGGACGGAGAGACGGUGGGUGUGUUGAGCCAGCUCAAGGUAGUCGAGUUCUUCUGGAAUGAAGGCGUCAACUUCCAGGUCAUUGACAGACUGUAUCCCGCGCUGCUGAGGGACCUGCGCAUCGGAUCGCAGCAGAUCGUCGCCAUCAACGCCGAUGCACCACUCGCAGAAGCCCUCGUCCUUAUGUCCAAUGAAGGCCUCACCUCGGUAGCAGUAAUCGACAACGGCAGCAACGUGGUAGGCAACAUUUCCACUGCCGAUAUCCGCCUCCUCACCUCUGCAGCAUCCAUGCCCCUCCUCCAGCAGACCUGCAUGCACUUCAUUACGGUGAUCCUGUCGGAACGGGGUAUGGAAAAAGGACGCGACUCGGUGCCCGUCUUCUACGUCAAUCCAUAUUCGACCCUCGCCCACACCGUCGCGAAGCUGGUCGCAACUAAAUCACACAGGAUGUGGGUAGUCGAGAACGCCUCUCCGAGCCCGAGCGCACCUGCAACGCCACUUCUGGGGCCUGUGGGCACGACGACAAGCAUGGCCAGCGGUGGUGGAAAUGCGGCGGCGAUGACGAGCUCAACGGCCGGUGCCACGAGUUCUUCCGCACCGCCCUCGCCCCUCCCACUGUCAACACCUCUCUUCUCGCCUUCCUCGUCGGUUCCAGCCGCCGCAUUGCCGGGAGCACAUCUAUCAGGCAGGUUAACCGGCGUGAUAUCGCUCACUGACAUUCUGAACCUGUUCGCACGGUCAUCCGGUCUGAACCCCGCGGAUCCAGGAGAGCAGAGGGCACGGAGACGCAGGAGCUCCAGCAGCUCGAUUCGACCAAGUCUGGACGGGGGCAGUGUGAGGGGAAGUCUCGAUGUUAGGAGAUGA
Cryphonectria parasitica EP155 is the source of this 1443-nucleotide messenger RNA. RefSeq lists its product as uncharacterized. NCBI's taxonomy places the organism in Eukaryota, Fungi, Ascomycota, Sordariomycetes, Diaporthales, Cryphonectriaceae. The annotation marks the transcript as partial. The record is from RefSeq and is a predicted model, not a curated record. Gene Ontology annotation, molecular function: protein serine/threonine phosphatase inhibitor activity. Gene Ontology annotation, biological process: regulation of mitotic metaphase/anaphase transition; cellular response to glucose starvation. The transcript has 2 exons.